Molecule: messenger RNA, 255 nt
Organism: Dentiscutata heterogama
Lineage: Eukaryota; Fungi; Glomeromycota; Glomeromycetes; Diversisporales; Gigasporaceae
Source: the annotation of a GenBank genome assembly
CAAUAGCAGACGCACCACCUUAUCGACCAGAAAGCCCAGAAAACUCAGAAUAUUUCGAGCCAGAGAUAGAGGAAGAAUACGAGCUGGGAUAUGAGAAUGAAGGAAAUGGGGCCAUCUACCACCGGGGGGCCAAAGCUUUUCCUCAAUCACAGAUUUCAGAAAAUGGAAAAACCGGUCAAUUACUCCAAUACUUUGGUGGUGAUUAUUUAAUAGGAUUACUGACCCGUGAUAAUAUAGUUGCAGAAAAUGAUGAGG